GUGGAUUUCAUUUUCGUAUGUGAUAUGAAUAAAUGUUUCGCUUUGAAGUGUUAUUAACGCGAGCUGUGUCCGAAAUUCGUCAUUUUAAAAAAGCUCGCGACGAGGAGGUGUCGACGCGUCUGCGCGACAUGGAGGUGCUGCGCGGCGCCAAGCACCCGCCGAGCGGCGAGCACUUCGCGCAGUUGCACGCGCAGCUCGAGAAGGCACGUGACGAGCUGUCAGCGCACGCGGCGCUAGUAGGCGGCAAGCUGAGCGCGCUGGCCAAGUACACGGCGCGCUUGCACGACGCCGCCGCCUGGGCGCGCGACACGCGCGCUCGCCUGCAGGCCACGCCGCCGCCCGAACCUGAUGCCCUCGCUGAGAUGGUGGCGUCGGUCCGCGCACGCGAAUCAGAGGUUCGUGAAGUGAUCGAGAACUACAACAACAUGGAGCGCGAGUGCGCGGGCGCGCGCCAGUCCGUCGCGCCGGAACUGCGCGACGCGCUGCACGCUCUCACGCGCGACUGGGAGCCGCUACGCGCUGCCGCUACGCCCGCCGUCACCGCCGUCACCGCCGUCACCGCCGCUCCCGACGCGCGCCGCGCCUCCGCCGAGAGCCAGGCCAGCGAUUGGAGCAGCCGCGGCUCGUCGCGGCGCCGCUCGUCGCAGCAGUCGGCGGCGACGCUGCUGGCCAACUUCGACACCGCGGCGCAGCAGGUCAGUCCCACACUAGCAGCGGUGACGUCACUCGGCAGCCGCGGCUCGUCGCAGCAGUCGGCGGCGACGCUGCUGGCCAACUUCGACACCGCGGCGCAGCAGGUCAGUCCCUCACUAGCAGUAGUGACGUCACUCAGCAGCCGCGGCUCGCGGCGCCGCUCGUCGCAGCAGUCGGCGGCGACGCUGCUGGCCAACUUCGACACCGCGGCGCAGCAGGUCAGUCCCACACUAGCAGCGGUGACGUCACUCGGCAGCCGCGGCUCGUCGCAGCAGUCGGCGGCGACGCUGCUGGCCAACUUCGACACCGCGGCGCAGCAGAUUCGCGACUGGGUGUCGGUGGAGUCGGACAUGCUGCGCGCGCAGCCGGUCGCCGUGGGCGACGUCGACGACAUCCUGCAGCAGCUGGACAAGCAGAAGGGUGUGUUGCGUGAGUUGGAGCAGAAAAAGCCUCAGUUGGACGAGCUUCUGCACACAGCCGAGAGCCUCAAGGGCACCGAGAACAGACAACAGCUGCACGGCAAAGUGACAGCGCUCCGCGAGCACUGGGAUGAGGCGAACGCUCGCGUGUUGCAACGCAAGGCACAGCUCGACGCCAUGCUCGGCGACUCGCAGCGCUACGAGGCGCGGCGACGCGACGCCGACGCGUGGCUGGCACGCAUGGAGGCCCGACUGGCGGCCAUGGCGGCGCCGGGACACACCGCCGACGUGCUGGAAAUGCAGCUGCGCGAGCAGAAGAGACGAGACAUUAAUAGCUACGAGGCGACGCCGACAAGUGGCUGGCGUGCAAUGGAGGCGAGACUGGCGGCCAUGGCGGCGCCGGGACACACCGCCGACGUGCUGGAAAUGCAGCUGCGCGAGCAGAAGGUAUGCUGCAUAUAG
This is a messenger RNA of Ostrinia nubilalis (European corn borer), 1574 nucleotides long. RefSeq names its product microtubule-actin cross-linking factor 1, isoforms 1/2/3/4-like. The transcript has 9 exons. The record is from RefSeq and is a predicted model, not a curated record. Gene Ontology annotation, molecular function: protein binding. The coding region runs from base 33 to 1574 and encodes 513 amino acids. NCBI's taxonomy places the organism in Eukaryota, Metazoa, Arthropoda, Insecta, Lepidoptera, Crambidae.